AUGGCCCUGAGCAGCCUGCUCCCAAAAGUCUAUGCUCAGAAGAAAGUCGUCUUCGAGCACUGGAAGCUAAAUGCCCUCUACUACUUCCUUCACCUUCCCAUUCUUGGUUAUGCAAUAUUCAUUUUCGAGUAUCAAAAGCAGUACACGGAAGUCAUCGGAAAUGCACCCUUCUUGAUGCUCCACGUUAACGCCCUCGACGCGUCGCCAUAUGAUGGAGUGGAUCCGCGCCUCGAUCCCGAACCCUCAAUCGCGUUCUGGUGUCGGAACAUGACCGGUGGCCCGUACUGGUGCCACAACUCUUCCCUGUAUUAUCAGGGCCUCUGCUUGGAGCUGACGAAUGAGGACAUCAUGUCGCAGAUGCAAGUAGAAAUAAUGCUGGCUUGCAGCCGGCUUUGUGCGCUGGGCGCAGCUCUUGAUCCCAGCUGCUUCCUGCCACCGAGCGCCUUUCAGCAGUCAGGAAGUCGCACGCUCACCAUUACACCCUUCACUGCCACAGGGCGAGGCCUAAUCUCGGGCAGACCACAGCCGAUGUGGAUAUUGAUGCAUCCCCUCAUCAGAUAUGCAAAGGUGGAGUUCACCUACAUCUUUCAAAUGACGCAAGCGGCACCGUUCUUCUUUGGGCUCUAUGAGUCCGCUAACGGCCGCAAGGGCCACCAGGACGCCUACACAGCCAUGAUCAACGGAAAGGAGGAGGUGAAGCACUUCUUCCAUCCGCAGGAGAAGGUCUACCUCACUCCAGCUGAAAUUUUGGUGCUCGCUGGGCGCGAGUGGAAUGUCCAGACCAUCAUGCAGGGAGGAGAGUUCUAUGCGGAAGUCAACUGCUACAAUGAUGGUUAUGAUCUCUCCUCCACGCUCAACUGGGAGAAUUUCACCUAUGUCGCCCCGACCCCCGACACUCCCCUAUGCAUCAUGACGAUUGAAGAGCUGCAGCCCUUCGCAGCUGGCCAAGAUAUGGAUGGCAUCAACGACGUUGUCCUUUCCAGGUCGAGAUUUCGCAUCGACACCGGCAGAGGAAGCAGUCACCACAGGAUGCCAUCUUUGUCUGCCAUCUUGUUGAACCUCGUUUCUCUGUUUGUGUUGCUGAAGGUGCCGCAGGCGGUGACGAUGAUGUUUGCCAACAUGUGCCUGGGAAACCUCUCCAAGGUUUACAAGCGAGCGACCGAGGAGACCUUCAAGCUCCCGACGCGGGUCGCGCAGCUCGGCCUACGGCUGGUGUCGGACUCCCUGGCCCUGGCGGCACUUCGGAGCCCGGAAAGCUCAGGCAUCGAGGAGGAAAGGCUAAAAGAAGAGCUGCGCAAGAUCGUUGCUUGCACAACUCAUGAGAAAAGUGCUUCCCUGGACAGAAUCAGCGACAGCUUCGGAGACCACGUGUACGAGAUGCUCAGGGAGAUGGCUGACGAAGGCCACUUUCACUGCGAGCGCGAUGCGGAUCAGAAACCGAAACCCGGGAUCCACUGCAGUCAUUUUGCAAAUUUGAUGGCCAUUGGCCAGACGGUGCACGUGAAGGACCUCCUGGCAUUCUUCGACGUCAAACGACGUCGAUCCUGGCUGGAGUGGUACUUCUUGCCGAAGGCACAAAAGCUAAAAUUCCGCAAGAUGAAGACGAAGAUAGACGAAGCCGAGGCAUCCGAGGCUUUGGGCCAAAGUGCCCCUCCGGAAGACGUGCGGCUGCCCGCGGACUCAAACGUCCACGGAGAGGAAGGCGACAAGGACAAGAGAGCAGUGGUGGCUUCCGGAGAUGCAGCCCUCCUGCUACGGCUCACCGCACGGGUUGAGGCAUUGGAGGCAGAAAGAGAAUCCUCUAGCAAGAUGGCGGAGGAAAUGAACAGACUUUCCGCAAAUCUGGAGAGCCUGAGCCUCCGCGUGGAUGGCUUGGAAGUAGCAGAAGCGCCACCACGAGAAAAGCCACCGGCCAUACCUCCAGCUACCCCCAAAACGCCUUUAAUGGCUCCGACAGCCUCUGGGCAGCUCGAAGCCGCGGAGCAGCGCAUCAAGGCGAUGACCGCCAAAGCAGAAAAUCUGGAGCAGCGUCUUGCAAAGCUCGAGAGCUCCCAGUCCAAGGUUGUAAGUGAAAUCGGCGCCGUGCGCGCGAGCGCCGACAAGCGCCAUGAGGCUGUCCUCCAGGAGCUGCGUGCGACGACCCAGCAGCUAAAGCGGCAUCCUGCAGACACCGACAACUCUCAGCCACCAGAGCAGUCUGCAAAGGAUGGCCCAGGAGAUCCAUCGCUGGCUCCUAUGGCCACAACGAUGCUUGGCCGCGGCUUCCAGUUUCCGAAGGUGAAGUUCCUGUUGAACUACGACAUGCCCACGUCAGCUUUCGAGUACCUGCAGAGACUUCGCCUGGCGGCCCGAUCCACCGGUCCUGGCUCAGCGCUGAGCUUCCUCUGCCAGGAGGAUCUGCUGCAGGCACAGGAGCUCUGCACCCUCCUCAAGCUUUUGGGCCAGGAUGUGCCAGAGAUCUUGGACAAAGCUGCUGCGAAUCGCCGUGCUCUGCUGCAGAGAGCGGAUCCCGAAGAGGCAGUCAAGGAGGAGAGGAGGAACCGACACACGGGCUUCUUUGUCCGACGAGGUGGAAUGCGACGUGGAGCCUCCACGGCCAGCCCGGGCAAGAUGGGGAGCCCCUCCAUCAACCUCGACGGCACCUGGAAGGACUACCGUCCUCUUACAGUCGAGGCGGCUCCCGACAUCGACGUGCAAAGCAGGCAGGCGGCUCCUAGUCCCUUGGCCGCUGGGGAGGAUCUGAUUUGCCUCGACUAG
Messenger RNA from Symbiodinium sp. CCMP2592, 2757 nucleotides. Lineage: Eukaryota; Dinophyceae; Suessiales; Symbiodiniaceae. The record is from the annotation of a GenBank genome assembly.